Messenger RNA from Hemisphaericaspora subhashii, 1236 nucleotides. RefSeq lists its product as uncharacterized. The record is from RefSeq and is a predicted model, not a curated record. Gene Ontology annotation, biological process: protein K48-linked deubiquitination. NCBI's taxonomy places the organism in Eukaryota, Fungi, Ascomycota, Pichiomycetes, Serinales, Debaryomycetaceae. Gene Ontology annotation, molecular function: K48-linked deubiquitinase activity; cysteine-type carboxypeptidase activity; cysteine-type deubiquitinase activity. Gene Ontology annotation, cellular component: cell periphery; cytosol. The transcript has a single exon. Bases 1 to 1236 code for a protein of 411 amino acids.
AUGUCAACGUCUAAUAACACUCAAUUGGAUCAUUCAAAAGUUAAAUUUCCAAUUAAAAUAAUCCAUUGGUCUUUAGAUUAUUCAGGUGAUGACGAUAGUAAAUUAGCUACACCAAUCUUAUUACAAGAAAAGAAUGGACCAUGUCCAUUAAUUGCUUUAAUUAAUACAUUACUUCUUAAAGCAGAAGAGCAAAUAAGACAUAACACUAGAAAUGAAAUUAAAAUUACUUCAAUUGAAGAAAAGAAAUUGAUUGGAGUUUUAGAAUUUAAGAAUUUCUUAAUGAAUCAAUAUAACAUUUCAACAAACAUUGACUUAUCAACACUUUUAAGUCAUUUAGGUGAUUUAUUAUUAAUCUAUGUUGAAGAAAGUGGAUACCAUUAUGAAGUUGAUAAAUUAUUGGCCAAUUUACCACUUUUACAUACUGGAUUAUCCGUUGAUCCAAAUUUAUUAACGGGAGAUUUUACUCCUAAUGAUAUUGCAACUACGUUAUUUAAAUUAUUUGAUUUGAAAUUAAAACAUGGUUGGGUUAUAAAUCAAAUCGAUAAUGAAAAUAUUGAAUGGAAUUCAGAUCAACAACAAACCUCCAGUCCAACAUCAUCCCCCAAAAUUGAUAAUUAUGCUCAUGUAGUUGAUUUAUUUAAUAAAUUACAAACAUUUGAUCAAAUUCAAGAUUUCUUAUUAGAUUCAUCUCCGCUGGUUGAAGAUAAUGGAGUAGUAGAUACUUUGGAUCAUUUUCAAGAUAAACGAUUAGUACAAAAAUGGUUAGAUUUAAAUAAAACUCAAUUAACUCAAAUUGGAUUAAAUCGAUUAAAUUUCAAUUUAUUAAAAGGGGAAUUCAUUGUAUUCUUUAGAAAUAAUCAUUUUAAUACUUUGUUUAAAAAAGAUGAACAAGAGUUUUAUAUCUUAUUAACUGAUGCUUCAUUCACAAGCAAAUCUUCCAAAAUUAUAUGGCAAUCAUUAAAUUCCGUUUCUGGCAAUGAUGAUUUAUUCUUCACCGGUGAUUUCUUACCAAUAUUAGAUAUUGAUCAGGAUUUACCACCUCAUGAUGAAACUCAUGGGUCUGAUUACUUGUUGCUGAAACAAUUACAAGAAGAAGAAGAUCAACGAAUGGCAAAAGAAAUGCAAGCUUCUUAUAAUAAACCAAAACCUAAAGAACAACCACCAGUAACAAAGUCAAGUGAUUCAAAAGAAGAGAAAAAGAAAAAGAAGAAAAAGCUAGGUUGUGUAAUUACUUAG